AUCUGUCGGAGCUGGACGCCGUUCGUGUGCUCCGCUAACUUAAAUUUCAACUAAAAUAAUACAUCGAUAUAGUUUUGAACUUCGGAUUAAUUGUGACAUAAAAUGUGAAAGAACCUCUGUUGAAAAUUACACUUGAACUGGAUUAAACAGAGGUGUAAGGAUGAGGGGCCAAUGGUUCCGGUGCCGGCCAUCGGCUCGGCUGCUGCUCAUGCUAGUGAUGCUGCUAGGCUUCAUAGCAUACUGCUACUACUCCCUGCCCGGCUCCAAGAAGUCAGACAACUCGGUGCUGCUGGCGGGGGCCGGGGGGCGGGGGCGCGCGCUGUACCAGGAGCACGCGGCCAGGCACCCCAUCGUCAGCCCGCACACCGACGACAACGACGCCACCACUAACCAACUGGAGCAGUGCCCGGUGCUGAUGGAGAACUCCGCGGACAUCGACACCGUCACCACCUUCCCCACCUUCGAGUUCCAACUGGGCUGGAUCAGGAACAAGGAGUUCUGGGACCGCAGCUUCGAGGACCGCUACGAGAGGCUCCGGAACGACACCAGCCGACCCCCGCUCAAGGUGAUCCUGGUCCCGCACUCGCACAACGACCCCGGCUGGCUGAUGGUGUUCGAGCAGUACUUCGACCUCAAGUCCAACCACAUCAUCAACAACAUCGUGGACAAGCUCACGGAGCACCGCAACAUGACCUUCAUCUGGACCGAGAUCGCCUUCCUCAACUCCUGGUGGGAGCGCUCGCAUCCGAUGAAGCAGAAGGCUCUGAAGAAGCUGGUGCAGGAGGGCCGCCUGGAGAUCACCACCGGCGGCUGGGUCAUGCCCGACGAGGCCACCACGCACAUCUACUCGCUCGUCGACCAGUUCAUCGAAGGUCAUCAAUGGGUUAAGGACAAGCUGGGCGUGGUCCCGCAGACGGGGUGGUCCAUCGACCCGUUCGGGCACGGGCCCACGGUCCCUCACCUGCUGGACCAGGCCGGGCUGCAGGGCGCCGUCAUCCAGCGCAUCCACUACGCCUGGAAGCAGUGGCUGGCGCGGCAGCAGGUCGAGGACUUCCACUGGGUGCCGGGCUGGGACACCCGCCGCCCGUCGCUCGUCGUGCACAACCAGCCCUUCGACAUCUACUCCAUCAAGGCGUCGUGCGGGCCGCACCCCGCCGUGUGCCUCGGCUACGACUUCCGCAACGUGAUCCCGCAGUUCGCGCGCUACUCGCUGCAGCAGGAGGAGGUCACGGACCGCACGCUGCCGGCCAAGGCGCGCACGCUGCUGGAGGAGUACCAGCGCGCGGGCUCGCUCACGCCGCACAACGUGGUGCUCGUGCCGCUCGGAGACGACUUCCGCUACGAGUUCGCCGACGAGUUCGACGCGCAGUACCGCAACUACAAGAAGCUGUUCGACUACAUCAACGCGCGGCCGCAGUUCAACGCGGAGCUGCGCUUCGGCACCCCGCGGGACUACUUCCGCGCCGUGCGCCGCCGCCAGCGCGCGCUGCCCACGCUGCGCGGAGACUUCUUCGUGUACUCCGACAUCUUCACCGAGGGCCGGCCCGCCUACUGGUCCGGCUACUUCACCACGCGGCCCUACAUCAAGCAGAUCGCGCGCCACACGGAGCACCAGCUGCGCUCCGCCGAGAUCCUGUUCACGCUGGUGUCCAACCUGGUGCGCCGCGAGCCCGCGCGCCGCGCCGAGGAGAAGCGCCUCGAGAAGAUGUACGAGCGCCUCGUCGGGGCCCGCCGGAACCUGGGCCUGUUCCAGCACCACGACGCCAUCACCGGCACCAGCAAGGCCUUCGUGAUGCACGACUACGGCACCAAGCUGGUGACGAGCCUGUACCACUGCCUGCGCCUGCAGGAGCGCGCGCUGGCGGCGGCGCUGGCGGGGGGCUCGGGGGGCGGCGCGGCGGGGGGCGCGCUCCAGGCCGCCAGCGAGUGGGAGAGCUACGGCGCGGCGCCGCGCGGGCUGCGCGUGUCGCUGCUGGACCGGCGCCGCGUGGUGCUGUUCAACUCGCUGCUGGAGGAGCGCGCGGAGCUGGUGGUGCUGCGCGCGCGCUCCGCCGCCGUGCGCGUGCGCGACCUGCGCCGCGGCCGCCUCGUGCCGCUGCAGGUGGAGCCCGUGUGGGAGGCGCCGGCGGGCGCGGGGGCCGGGGGCGCGGUCAGCGACGCCGAGUUCGAGCUGGUGUUCGAGGCGCUGGUGCCGGCGCUGUCGGCGGUCGUGUUCGCCGUGGAGGAGGACGCGGCGCCCGCGCUGGCCGCCGUGUACUGCGAGCACUGCGCGGGCUCCGAGCGCUUCCCGCCGCGCGCCAUGCAGCCCGGGGACCUGCAGCUGGAGAACUCCGCGCUGCAGCUGCUGGUGUCGCGCCGCUCCGGCCUGCUGCGCCAGGUGCUGCGCAAGGACUCGCGCCGCAAGACGCUCGUGGACGUGCACAUCGGCGCCUACCAGAGCGCGCAGCGGCACUCGGGCGCCUACCUGUUCAAGCCGGACCACGGCGCGCCCGAGAAGGACGUGCUGGCGGCGUACGCGGGGCCGGAGGGGGGGGCGGCGGCGCUGCGCGUGGUGUCCGGGGCGGUGCGCACGGAGCUGUGCGCGCUGUACCCGCCGCUGCUGGCGCACUGCGUGGCUCUGGCGCACGGCGCGGGCGCGGCGGCGGCGCGGCUCACCACGCGCCUGGACCUGCAGGCGCCGCCGCGCCACCGCGACGAGGAGCUGUUCCUGCGCCUGCAGACCGACAUCCAGAACGGCGACCCGCCCGAGUUCUACACCGACCAGAACGGCUUCCAGUACCAGCGCCGCGUCAAGACGGCCAAGCUGGGCGUGGAGGCGCACUACUACCCGGUGACCACCAUGGCGUGGCUGCAGGACGCGCGCGCGCGCCUCACCGUGCUCACGGGGCACGCGCAGGGCGCCGCGGCCUUCGAGCCCGGGCGCCUGGAGCUCAUGCUGGACCGCCGCACGCUGUACGACGACCUGCGCGGCAUGGGCGAGGGCGUGGUGGACAACCGGCCCACCACCUUCACGCACUGGCUGCUGCUGGAGGAGCCGCCGGCCGCGCCCGCGCCCCCCCGCCCCGCCGAGCGCCGCUUCAACGCGCCGCCCCCGCCGCGCCCCUACGCGCUGCCCUCCGCCGCCGCCGACGCGCUCAGCCGCGCCACCAACUACCCGCUGGGCGUGUUCCUCGUGGACGAGGCGGAGGCGGCGGGCGCCCCGCUGCGCCCGCACCGCGCCUUCGCGGAGCGCUUCCCGCCCGGCCUGCACCUGCUGGGCCUGCGCACGCUCACCGACGACAUCCUCGACCAGUUCCCCAGCUCCUCGUGCCUCAUGACGCUGCAGCGCCCGGGCCGCGCCUGCCCCCCGGCGGGGGCCGCGGGGGGCGCGGGGGUGAAGUUCUCCGCCGACAGCCGCUUCUCGGACCUGCCGGUGCGCAACCUCACGGCGGUGUCGCUGACGGGGCUCGCCACGCGCCGCCGCCUCAAGCACCUGCAGGACAUCCGCCUCAAGCCCAUGGACCUCAAGACCUACCAGAUCUGGUUCUAAACGCGCCCCACUUACCGGGCCGUACAAGAAUAGGCAGUUUUAUAAAUGUUAGUAUAAUUGUAGGACAACUUUGGCAUGUCCAAGCUUUGUUAGAAAUAGCCAUAAUACAUUCUGCGAUUAAUUUUACUAAGAAUCUCGUGGCAUAACCAGUUUGUACCGUUCAGUUUUGUUUUUUUAUAAUAUUAUACGUACACCAUGUCAGAUCUACCUCAGGACCAAAUAUUACAAAGUACCUACCCGCGUCUCAUGUUAGGUUGUUACACAGUUGUGUUGUGAAUGUGACCCCGUCGUCGGUUUCGUAAAAAUAAUUUUGUUAAUUAAUUUAUAUUUUAAUAGUUAAUGAUUUACAUUAGUACAAAUAGGUAAAUCUAUUUUUAUUCCUUAUUUAUUUUGAUCAUAGUAUUGCUCAAAAUCUUUAUUGAGGAGAUUAUAAAAUCACAAAAAAUACCUACCUACUAGAUAUUACAUGAAUGUUAUUUUAAUUUACGAGUACAUAAAUAGUACCUAUAUUCAUAUUUUGUAUUAGUAACAUUACUUUUAAUGCUAAUUUGUGAUACAGUCCAUGAAAUGAAAACUUAUUUCCGGUUUCUGAUUGAGAAUUUAACUUCGACUUUUGUGAAUGAAUUAUUUCAAUUUUAUCAUUGUACCUACGCGUCACUAAAUGUUAAAUGCUCAAUUGCGACUCCGGAUACAUGGUAUAUAAUUAAAAAUAAAGUUACAUACAAUUUACAUAAAUAAUAAUAUAACAAGUCGUUCUAAGUAGGAAAAACAAUAUACAUGAUAAAAUAACUACAAGUUACAUCUCAGUAAUUUUUGCGAUGUUUAGCAUUAUGUGAUAAUAUAAUUAUGAUUUGUCUCUGAUUUGAAGACUAAAUAAUUUGUUAUAGAUUUAAUUUCAUAGGGAAUCUAUUUCUAUUUCUUUUGGGAAUCGUAUUUUUAUACUAAAUAAUAUAACAAUGACGUCACAUAUUUGAAAAAAUCAACAAUUAGGGGAUUAAAUCAAGUUUUAAAUGCUUUAACUUGUUUAUAAUUCUUAAGUUAACUUGUUUAUAAUUCUUAAGUCUUAUUUCUUGGAAGGUUCUCACAAAAUCCCCAACAAUUUUGUUAUAUGAUUUUGAAUAAAGUUAUUGGUGAUUACCUUAUCACAAUAAUAUAAAAUAGGAGAAUCUAUCUCGUAAAAUUACUAAAUAAACUUAACAUAUUAGGCACUUAAUAAAUCCAAUUUUUGUAAUCGACCUUGGUGUAAAUAUUUUAUGAAGCCCCUAUGUGGUUCUUUACUAUUGCAUUAAUUUACCUACAUUUAUUUAAUUUUAUGUUUCCUUUGUGAUGACGUUUUAUGAUACGAAUCUGUUGUAUUUAAUAUAAUUAUGUAUUUAUAAGAAGUUAACUAAGUAGGGUAUUGUAUCAAUUUUAUAAUUUACUUACUGAAGGCUACAGGUAGUAGGGUGUUAUGUUGUUUUUUGUAUGUUUGCUUAUAGUUAGGUUUCCCGCGUAACCUUCAAAAUUAAAGACUUCCCGUGGGAAUCCCGGGAUGAAAAGAAGCCUGUCCUGUCCAGUCCUGGAUGAUUCGAUAUGUCAAGCGUUUUCUACAUAUUUUUUACGUUUAUUCCUCGGUCAUUCUGACUACUUUAUUAUACAUUUUCAUGUUAUUUAAAAUAUAAUAAUUAUUAUUCUGACAUUACAACUAUAAUUUUUCAUCGCCAAUAUUUGAUAGCAUCUGAAUGGUUUUAUAUAAACUUUAAUUUAUUUUCCUGGGAGGAUCGUAGAUAUGAAAUAUAUAAAUAAUAAUGGACUUUAACUUGAGAGGGUGUAUAGAAUAAAGAAAGACUGAUAGAUAGAUCUUAGAGAAGCACUUGUAUCUACGAUUCUUCGACUCUUCAUGUUUUGUUCUGAAAAACAAUUACAAGCUGAUCUUUUAAAAGUAGUUAAAUAUUCUGAAUCACUUGGUGUUGCAAGAUUUGUAUAGAAUUAUAAUAAUUAACUAAUCCAUGUUUUAUAAAUGUUCUCAUAAAUUUAGAUCGUAUUCUAGCCACGUGUCAUCCCGUUGGAAAAGCAAGAAUAUCAAUGUAAACAACAAUAUUAUCAAUCAAAGAUUUAUAUAAUUCCGUGUUGUAAGUUAAGUGUAGUUAAAAAUAAAACGUUGAAUACGUGAA
Molecule: messenger RNA, 5682 nt
Organism: Plutella xylostella (diamondback moth)
Lineage: Eukaryota; Metazoa; Arthropoda; Insecta; Lepidoptera; Plutellidae
Gene: alpha-Man-IIb
Product: alpha-Mannosidase class II b
Biological process (GO): mannose metabolic process; N-glycan processing; protein deglycosylation
Cellular component (GO): Golgi membrane
Molecular function (GO): carbohydrate binding; alpha-mannosidase activity
Source: RefSeq, a predicted model, not a curated record